AUGGUACACGGACGUGAAGGACGCGCUGCUGCUCCCGUUACCGCCACCGUAGCAAAAAAUGUCUGCUGCAUACCACCACUGCUGCGGAAGCCGUUAUCGCUGGGACCGCUUCUGAACGCCCUGGUGCACCCUCCGGGCAAGAGCGUGCUGAACCAAAAAUCGGAACUCCAGCGGGCGCUCGAGAAGCAGAAGGAACGCCAGGUGCUAGCCGCCCAGAACGUGGCCAAGCAGCAAGCCCAGGAGCAAACCAUCUCGAACGAGCUCGGCCGGGUGAUAAUGCAGCGGGCGGCGCGCCUGGAGCAGAAAAGCCUCGCCGCGGCCGCCGCCGGUUCCCAGCAGGACCAACCGGACUCCAUCAAUCCGGAGUAUCUGAAUGCGCGUGCCAAACUGCGCGCCACCCAGGCGCCGGUCUGCUCGAAGUAG
This is a messenger RNA of Armigeres subalbatus, 423 nucleotides long. RefSeq lists its product as uncharacterized. The coding region runs from base 1 to 423 and encodes 140 amino acids. NCBI's taxonomy places the organism in Eukaryota, Metazoa, Arthropoda, Insecta, Diptera, Culicidae. The transcript has 2 exons. The record is from RefSeq and is a predicted model, not a curated record.